AUGGCAAGACACGUCUUCACCAUGGCAAACUAUUCUGUCGACGAGAGAUUGCGUCGUUUCUCGACAAGACGACAACAACUCGAGACGACUGCGAUGCCUUCGCGACUGGUCUCGGUGGCUCUGUCUCUGGAGAUGUCACAUAUUGCUCGGUUAAUUUACGGCGACUUUGUGCCGCGGGUCGAAUAUCGUUGCCAGCUCGGCGGAAACAAUGUGGCCGAGAACGACGAAGCGGGCGCCAUGGAACGCAAAAACUCGAAAACCUAG
Messenger RNA from Sporothrix schenckii 1099-18, 264 nucleotides. RefSeq lists its product as uncharacterized. The transcript has 2 exons. The record is from RefSeq and is a predicted model, not a curated record. Lineage: Eukaryota; Fungi; Ascomycota; Sordariomycetes; Ophiostomatales; Ophiostomataceae. The coding region runs from base 1 to 264 and encodes 87 amino acids.